UGUUACUUGGCCGGGCGUUUGUUCGUUGGGUUAGUUGUUAACCUCGUUAAUCUUCAUGUAUUUCAUUUCUUUUUGGAUAUGAUCAAUUUUUACAAGUGUUAAACAGUGGCAAAAUGGCUCCGACAAUUCAGCUAAACGGUACAACUGCCGAUAGAGAAAAAAGAUCUGUAAGAGCGGAGGAAAGAAGAUCUGACUUAAUAUGCAGAAUCAAAUACUGCAAUACGCUCCCCGACAUACCAUUCGACUUGAAAUUUAUAACAUAUCCCUUCGAAUCAACUCGGUUUAUUCAUUACAAUCCAACCUCACUGGAGAGAAACUACAAGUACGAUGUCCUGACAGAACAUGACCUUGGCGUUGAAGUCGAUUUGAUUAAUAGAGAUGCAUAUUCAGGCGAAUGUAACGGACCUCUUGAUCCUGCAGAUGAGAAACUCCUCGAGGAAGAUAUCUCGACUCCACAAGAUUCGAAAAGAUCCAGGCAUCAUGCCCGUAGCGUAUCUUGGCUUCGACGUACGGAAUAUAUUUCCACGGAACAAACUCGUUUCCAGCCUCAGACUAUGGAAAAAGUCGAGGCUAAAGUCGGUUUCACCAUUAAGAAGAACUUUAAGGAGGAAACGCUUUACAUGGACAGAGACAGUCAGAUCAAAGCAAUUGAAAGAACUUUCGAGGACAAUAAGAAGCCCAUUGAAAAACAUUACAGCAAACCUAAUGUUGUGCCAGUCGAGAUCCUCAACAUAUUUCCUGACUUUAAGUUAUGGAAAUAUCCUUGUGCUCAAGUUAUAUUCGACUCGGAUCCAGCUCCUGUUGGAAGAUCAGUUCCGGCUCAGAUUGAGGAAAUGUCCCAGGCGAUGAUUCGGGGUGUGAUGGACGAGAGUGGUGAGCAAUUCGUCGCGUACUUCUUGCCUCAAGAGGAAACUUUAGAGAAGCGAAGGCGUGAUCUAAUGGCUGAAAUUGAAUAUGCUGAGGACGAAGAGUACGAUUAUAAAAUGGCUCGAGAAUAUAACUGGAACGUCAAAAGUAAAUCUUCGAAGGGUUACGAAGAAAACUACUUCCUUGUCAUGCGUGAAGAUGGGGUAUUUUAUAACGAGUUGGAAACCAGAGUAAGACUGAGCAAACGUCGCCAGAAACAAGGCCAGCAACCGAACAAUACGAGAUUGGUUGUUCGUCAUCGCACGCUUAAUGCCAAUGAAUUUAGAAUGCAGAGGUACCGUGAAAAGCAGCUGGAACCUCCAAAUGAUGAUGAUGAGGAGGAGGAAGAAGAGGAGGAGGAGGAGGAAGAAGAAUCUACGAUGGCCACUGAACGAACCGAAGAUAAAGCUGCUUCCGAAAACGAAGGAGGAUCCCGAGCAUCUUCCCGAGCCUCGUCUCGCGCAUCUUCCCGGGCAUCAAGUAAAAAAUCAAGAUCACGAUCUAAAUCAGGAUCGCGCUCUAGAUCAAGAUCGCGUUCAAAAUCACGCUCUCGAUCGCCAUCAAAGGACAGAUCUCAACGUUCUGUAUCCCGAUCUCAAAGAUCAGCAUCUCGAUCCCAAAGAUCGGUAUCUAGAUCACAAAGAUCGGUGUCUAGAUCCCAAAGAUCGGUGUCUAGAUCUCAAAGAUCGGUGUCUAGAUCCCAAAGAUCGGUGUCUAGAUCCCAAAGAUCGGUGUCUAGAUCCCAAAGAUCGGUGUCUAGAUCCCAAAGAUCGGUGUCCAGAUCUCAAAGAUCGGUAUCUAGAUCUCAAUCAAGAUCUCCAUCAAAGGCUCGUUCGACUUCUAGAUCUCGAUCGCAAUCAGCAGCAAGGUCUCGAUCGGGUUCUAGAUCACGAUCCGGAAGUCCACAAUCUAGAGGCACUUCAAGGUCAAGAUCGCGCUCGAGGUCGAGAUCGAAAUCCGGAUCAAGGUCGGGAUCGGCGUCUCCGGAAAAGUCGAGAUCGGCAUCGCCUGCGAAGUCGGGAUCGCAAUCGCCAGCUAGAUCCAGAUCGCAGUCGCCGGUAAAAUCUCGAUCACAAUCGCCGGCAAAGGCUGGGUCACAGUCGAAAUCGCCAUCAAGGUCAAGGUCGGGUUCGAAAUCCAGGUCGCCGUCAAGAUCUGGCAGUGGAAGUGGCAGUGGGAGUGGCAGCGAGAGCAGUGAAAGUGGCUCUGAAGCGGAGUGAAAAUUUAUUGAGUAAACUCCUACACGGCUCCUGCACUCGAUUUUGUAUAGCAGUAUUCUUCAUAGAGUGAAUGAGAGUUUUUCGUGAAGGAAAAUGUUGAGACGAUGCUUGUUUUCAAGUUUAGAAAAAAUUGGGGACUCUUUUCGGUUGCAUAAUGUCAAAGAUGUAGCGCCCUCUAGUGAGACUAAAAAUUUCAUUGAAAUUUUACAGUUUAGUAAUGAUAUUGAUAUUUUAACAAGAAUUUUUAAUCGGUAUUUUAAUUUGCAAAAGAUCGUACAGAUUGAUCAAUAGAGGAAUGACUCAGAUUUACGAAAUAGCUUACAAGCUACAGUGCAUUUUUCAUUUGAUCGGGAAUUCUACAAAUUUUUAGAAGAAAAAUGUAAUGUUAAUUAAAAUAGUUUAAUUUCUAUUUUUUUAUAUUUGAGGUUCAAUGGUUAACUUUUUCGAUUAUUAAAUGAUUUUGUUGACAGUUCGUUAUUCGAAAAUCUUUUGCUCUGAAACAUUUCCAUUUUAGGGCAACAUUUUCAAUUUAAAGACUUUUAAAACGCAGUUUUGGGAACAUAAACAAUUAAAAAAUAAAAGCGUUUGACAUUGAAAAAUUUGGAUAAAUGACGAUUAAAGUUGAUCAACUGUCAAUAUAAAUUAAUUAAUAAUUUCUAUAAUUAAACUGUAGUUCGAGUAUUAGAAAUUGAAAAACAAUUUAUUUUACAAGGCGCUUUUAUUUAAUUUCAAAUCCUAUUAAAAUAUUGCUUCAGCCUAAAACAUUUCCUUUUUAACAUAUUCAGUUUGAAAUUUUGUAAUUUAAAAAAUACAGUUUUUUUUAAUAUUACGCAAUAUUUGACAGUUCAGUUCCAAUAAGCAUUUAUAAAUAAAAUAUUCAUAACUUAACAAUUAGAAAUAGUAAGCCUUGUAUUGUUAAAAUUUCAGAGUGCUAAACUUAAAAUUUCAAAAUUAUAGCUAGGAUUUAUA
This is a messenger RNA of Belonocnema kinseyi, 3095 nucleotides long. RefSeq names its product RNA polymerase II-associated factor 1 homolog (gene atms). Gene Ontology annotation, biological process: transcription elongation by RNA polymerase II. Gene Ontology annotation, cellular component: Cdc73/Paf1 complex. The record is from RefSeq and is a predicted model, not a curated record. Gene Ontology annotation, molecular function: chromatin binding; RNA polymerase II complex binding. The coding region runs from base 114 to 2126 and encodes 670 amino acids. Lineage: Eukaryota; Metazoa; Arthropoda; Insecta; Hymenoptera; Cynipidae. The transcript is spliced from 8 exons.